Molecule: messenger RNA, 2784 nt
Organism: Drosophila kikkawai
Lineage: Eukaryota; Metazoa; Arthropoda; Insecta; Diptera; Drosophilidae
Gene: Cad96Ca
Product: tyrosine kinase receptor Cad96Ca
Biological process (GO): cell surface receptor protein tyrosine kinase signaling pathway; positive regulation of kinase activity; homophilic cell-cell adhesion
Cellular component (GO): signaling receptor complex; plasma membrane
Molecular function (GO): transmembrane receptor protein tyrosine kinase activity; calcium ion binding; ATP binding
Source: RefSeq, a predicted model, not a curated record
CUGAAAACUCAGCCACAAUAUACACAUAAAUAUCAGUUAUUUGAUUUCAUUUCACCACGAUGCGCAGCCAUUUUUAAUUAAAAUUUCAUCACCUUGUCUCAGUCCUCGGACAUCUGGCAGGCUGCCGUUUAGGCGGUUGAUUGCGCAAUGGUUUAUCACCAUCACAACCACGAAAGUCGGAUAAUACACUGCGGCAAACCGGGAGGAAGGAGCCUACUGCUCGCCAUCAUUGUGGUGGCAGCCACAGUGGGUUCCCUGAUUUUACAAGAAGUCGAAGCCAACGAACAAAAUGCACCACCGAUUCUGUAUCUUCGUGACCGCAACUGGCGGAUAUCGGAGACGGAGAGAGUCGGCCAGGUAAUCGAGCAAGUCCGGGCGGAGGAUGCCGAUGGCGAUGAUCUGAUAUUCGGUCUUGAGCCCCGCUUCAUUCCACCCCCAGGGAGUGGGGGUGCUGCCAGUACACCCGAAAAAAUACCCUUUCACAUUGAUCCGAAAAAGGGAAUUGUCUAUCUCAACGAAAGUCUGGCGGGAAGGGCUGGCCAGAAUUUUCUCAUCUACAUAACUGUCACCGAUGGCCGGUAUACGGCCAAGAACGAGGUUUUCAUCAAUAUCCUGGGCGAGAGGGACAACAGCUACGGCUAUCGACCGCAGACCUCCAUUUCGAACGUGGUGCACAACAUAUCGCAGUUCCUGCCCCGCUUUGACCAGCUGCCUGGUGUCCAGUCCAUUCGGAAUGGACGGCCCAACAGUCGCUUUCCCCCAGUGCCCCCACCGAGUGGCGGUGGUAUAUUCGGGCCACCACAGUUCGGUAACUACUACCCACCGCCACCACCGUCACUACCCUCUGGUCCUGAUCAGAGCAACAAUGAACCGGCGGCAGCGGCAGAGGUGCCACCCGAGACGAGCUCCAGCAGCACGCCAAAGAGCCGCACCAAGUUGACGCCAAUAACUGGCAAUAAUUCGACGAGGGUCGAGCAAGUCCCCACAGAGCCACCCACUCCACCCAGUGGCGUUGGCAGUAAUAACAACACCAUCACCGUCUUCUCCAUCAAGUCCGGAACGAUACCCAUUGUGGUGACUAUUGGCGGCUUCAUAGCCGCCACUGCGGUCCUGUUCGCGUAUCUCUGCCGUCGACGGCUGUGCGCCAUCAGCAGGACCCUCAAGAAGUCCAAGGAGAAGGAGGAGCUGGCCAAAAAGUCCAAUCCCAGUCAGCUGAGCAGUACACUCACCGACGACAGCCGCAACUCGAUGGUCAUGCAGCAGUGGCAGGGACCGGUGGCCUUUGCCAAUCGUUAUGUACCCUGGGAGCGGGAUCAGCAGCUGGGCAUUGCAACGUCCCAGUUAUCAACAGGUGUCACCAGCGGCGGAGAUGCCAACGCAGGAGUGCCCAUGGCCGGGACAGGUGAGAUCCCAGGCUCCGCCACGGGCCCAGGAUGCGUGGCAGGUGCUGGCACUUCCGGCGCCCUGGAAAAUGGCGCCCCCGGCAACGAGGGCAACUGCGACCGCUGGGAAUUCCCCAGAUACCGUUUGAAGUUCUUCAAUAUUCUGGGCGAAGGAGCCUUUGGGCAGGUUUGGCGCUGCGAGGCCACCAACAUAAAUGACACUGAAGGCAUCACCACAGUGGCCGUUAAGACCCUCAAGGAAAGCGCCACCGAAGUGGAUCGCAAGGACCUGCUUUCCGAGUUAGAGGUAAUGAAGUCUUUAGAGCCACACGUCAAUGUGGUUCGUCUGUUGGGCUGUUGCACGGAUAAAGAUCCCACAUUUGUGAUUCUGGAGUAUGUGAAUCGAGGAAAGUUACAAACAUAUUUACGCAGUUCACGUGCCGAGAGACACUAUGGCAAUACCCAUGGAAAGUCAAAUGUUUUGACUUCCUGCGACUUGACAUCCUUUAUGUACCAAGUAGCCAAGGGAAUGGACUACCUUACAUCGCGUGGAAUAAUCCAUCGGGAUCUAGCGGCUAGAAAUAUUCUAAUCACAGAGGAUCAUACCUGCAAGGUGGCUGACUUUGGCUUUGCCCGAGAUGUGAUCACCUCGAAGAUCUACGAGAGAAAGAGCGAAGGCAAGCUGCCCAUAAGAUGGAUGGCCACCGAAUCGCUGUAUGACAAUAUAUUCUCCGUAAAAUCGGAUAUCUGGAGCUUUGGCAUACUCAUGUGGGAGAUUGUGACUCUGGGCUCCACGCCAUAUCCAGGGAUAUCAGCAGCUGAUGUUAUGCGAAAGGUUAGAGAUGGUUAUCGCCUGGAGAAACCGGAGCACUGCCGUCGGGAGCUGUACAACAUUAUGUAUUACUGUUGGUCACACGAUCCCCAGGAGCGGCCACUUUUCGCGGAAAUAAUCCAGAUGCUGGACAAGCUGCUGCACACCGAAAUGGACUAUAUUGAACUAGAGCGGUUCCCCGAUCACAAUUACUAUAAUAUCGUUAGUCUAAGCGGUGAGAAGCUGUAGACGAACAGACCUUCUGAGCACUGAACCCCCCAAGAGCUUUAUUACCUCCAAAAGACUACCGAGAGUCUUGGUUCCAUACUUGAAUUUGAAUAGCUGGGUCUUGCUGGGUCUUGACUGCCAUUGUAUUUUUGUGGGUACCAAAUUAUAAUAUACCUGGGAAUAUCAGCAACCCUUCAAAUACUCCAGUUUCGAAUGCAUUUUGAAUUCCUGUUUACUUGUAAGAUAAUGGAGCCUGCAUGUUUGAAAUGUGUUCAAGUUUUAUUUAUUCGAUUCGUAUUAUGUACUUUAAUUUAUCAAUCGCGUGUAUAAAGUUGUAAUUUAUAAUGUAUUAUUGUUAAAAAU